AUGUCGGCUAUUCUUGCACGGGGACUCACGCGAAUAUACCGCCGUUCAGCCGAAGAAAUCGCAGCGUUAUUCGGUGUAGAUCUGAUCGUAGAACCCGGCGAAUUUGUGGCGAUCACCGGCGCAUCGGGCGCGGGAAAGACAACGCUUUUGAACCUUAUGGGUUGUCUGGACCAGCCCACAUCGGGCCUUUUGAAAUUGCUGGAUCGAGAUGUGGGCAUCUUGCGCGGCAAAGACCUGGAAACCAUGCGUCGGCAACAUGUGGGAUUCGUAUUUCAAGACUAUUGUCUGCUACCCACAUUGACCGUCGAAGAAAAUGUGGCCCUCCCCCUCCUCUUUUCCCGCGCACUGCAUCAACGCGACCGGGUAAGGGAUUUGCUGACGCGCGUAGAUUUGCAACACCGCUCAGAUCACCUGCCCCGCGAACUAUCGGGUGGCGAACAGCAACGGGUGGCAAUUGCACGCGCACUCGUAAACAACCCCGAGAUCUUGCUCGCAGAUGAACCAACUGGCAACCUGGAUUCAAAACGGGGUAACGAGAUUGUGGCAUUGUUGCGGGAUAUGAACCAGACCGAGGGAUUGACAGUGGUGCUAUCCACGCACAACCGGGAUCUGGCAGACCGAGCAGAUCGACAGGUGAAACUCAUAGAUGGACGGGUGGUCUGA
Geodia barretti is the source of this 663-nucleotide messenger RNA. Lineage: Eukaryota; Metazoa; Porifera; Demospongiae; Tetractinellida; Geodiidae. The record is from the annotation of a GenBank genome assembly.